Molecule: messenger RNA, 1556 nt
Organism: Lactuca saligna
Lineage: Eukaryota; Viridiplantae; Streptophyta; Magnoliopsida; Asterales; Asteraceae
Source: the annotation of a GenBank genome assembly
CAACAACACAGAACAGGGUUAAAAGUUACUACAGAGCUGACGACUACAUCAGCCCGCCGGGUUGGUCCUAAAUUAAACCCUAAACCCUUCUCAUCAACAAAACUGGGAAUUUCUUCCUUCGUUUCACUUAAGGGGUAAUUCAUUCAAUGGCUUACAGGCGUAGUCUCACUAUAAGGGCGAGACUUUUCGCUCAACAACGAUUUGCCCCUUCAUUUUCUUAUCUGCAUCAGGAAGACGAUCGUAAAAAUACGCAUUCAGAUGAGAAGGCAACGAGCUUUCUCCAAAGUCGAUCAUAUGGUUGCUUCGGUAACAACUCCAACACUUCACUAGGGUUUGGGGGAGGCGGUGGCGGUUUGAGUUUUCGAGAUCCAAGAUGGUCUCAGUUUCUUCAAGUACCUAUGACAACAAGUGGGUUCUUGUUAGCUAGAAAUAUGUCGACUACAAUUGGAGAUGGAGACGAAACCGAAAAGAUUGAGUACAUGGCUGAUAUGGCCGAUGUUCUGGCUAAUAAAACCAUGGAAGUCGUGUCUACUCAAGCCCCUGUUCUUAGCGAGGUUGCUGUUGCUGCUGCGGAUUCCUGGCUACCAGUUGCAGCUUUGCAGUAUGCCAUUGAUGGGAUUCAUAACUUCACGGGACUGAAUUGGUGGGCGAGCAUAGUAAUAACAACUCUUGUGAUUAGAACCUUGUCAGUUCCAAUCAUGAUUAAUCAGCUCAAGGCUACCUCAAAGUUAACUAUUUUGAGGCCAGAAUUGGAGCAGAUUAAGCAGGAGAUGCAAGAUAGGGGCAUGAGUCCAUCAGCUGUAGCUGAAGGUCAGGAAAAAAUGAAGAAAGUAUUCAAGGAGCAUGGUGUUAGUACAUUUACUCCAUUGAAGGGGCUUUUCAUCCAAGGCCCUGUCUUUGUCAGCUUUUUUCUUGCUAUUCAGAACAUGGUGGAAAAGGUCCCAUCUUUCCAACAUGGUGGCAUCUCUUGGUUCCUUGACCUUACAACUGCUGAUACUUUCUAUAUUCUUCCUUUUUUGACUGCAUUUUCAUUUUGGAUAACCGUAGAGUUUAACAUGCAAGAAGGUUUGGAAGGUAACCCUGCUGCUGCCACAAUGAAAAAUGUUUCAAGGGGUUUUGCUGCUCUUACAGUCCCCCUUACUGCAAGUUUCCCAAAGGCCCUCUUUUGUUAUUGGAUCACCUCAAACUUGUUCUCCCUAGUAUAUGGAUUAAUAAUAAAGAAACCCUCAGUGAAGAAGCUUCUCAACAUACCAAUUAUCAUACCUCCACCACCAUCUCCCGCUAGUCAAUCAAAGCCAGCUUUCUCUUUCUUUGAGGGUUUGAAAAAGUAUGCAGCUGCUCAAGCAAUGCAACAAAGACAAGGAGAAUCAAAGCCUGCCAUCACUAACCAAACUACAGCUCCACUUCUCAGUCAGAAGCCAUCUUCAGAUGAACAAAAGCUGACUACUCAAAGAGUCUCAUCAUCAUCAGUCCUCAGCCAUAGGAUCAAAAAUCUAGAGAAAGAAGUCAAGGGAAGAAAGAAGAACAAGAAGAGACGGAAGGGGGAGUCCUUGUAG